Molecule: messenger RNA, 1017 nt
Organism: Bipolaris victoriae FI3
Lineage: Eukaryota; Fungi; Ascomycota; Dothideomycetes; Pleosporales; Pleosporaceae
Exons: 7
Coding region: 1-1017 (338 amino acids)
Source: RefSeq, a predicted model, not a curated record
AUGACCAUCCGAGGCGCAACGACGCACGCUAACGAUUGGUAUUCGUUUAGCGACCAUGGAGUUGGAGGCAUAGUGGAAUCUAGGCAUGAUUUGAUUCGUCACAUGUAUUUGGCUAGAUUUACGCACAAGGUUCCCGGGCCCUCGGUUAUUGCAAAAAAGAGAGCUAGCAAUAACGACAAGGUAGAGCAGCUAUUUUUGCCCACUUUAUUGCUCUUCUCCACGCUCUCUUUGGCCGACGAGCACACGGACGCUGUCGGCUCGACUCCACAGUCGCCCGUGAUCCUUCAAAUUCCGGAGCUCGCGACCAUGUUGCUGUGUCGUCCGGGAAGGAGGCCCGUCGACGUUGCUCCGAAAAAAAGGCGCUUGCACUUGAGCGGGUUUCGACUACAGACUACGCCUGCUGAUCAGUGGUAUCCCUCGGUUGCUGAUGAUCCUCUCGGCCGUGUUACUGCAAGUAGCUUGGGGUGUGAAGCAGGCGGAGCGACUCCGACUAGGCGGAUAAGCAGCUGUGGGCUUGAUGGGACUUUGUUACGAAAGGAUGCAACUCUUUUUGCUUAUUCCCAGUCGGUUGCUACUGCAGGAUUCUCUUCCUUGGGCCUGGUGCAGUGCGGGUCCAGAGGACCUGUACUGGUGAAGGGUCUGCAUCUGCAUGUGGAGAGGGUGCGUCGAAUCACUAGCUCGCAGCGUAGUGGAUAUGCAGGAGUCGUAUCGGGCAUGGCCAACGUGUUGGGUCCUUCUGCCGGCCGUUACCGUGUGACAGUUCAUCGGCUCGUGGACCCUGCAAUGGAAGGUUACAACGCCUAUCGCAGUCGUGCCCCUCUCAACCUCGACCUUGUUCGUCAGGCCAACCAAGCACAUGCACGUGGAUACGUAUUGCUCCUCCAUUAUCACCUCGCCGUUCUGUUCAAGCACGCAGCGCACCAACAACAAAUCCGCCUGUCCGUGUCUCCUGCCAGCCGCCCUGACGCGCUCCGUACCUCCCGUUCCGCCUCGUCAAGACUCCACCAUGGCCGAUGA